Nannospalax galili (Upper Galilee mountains blind mole rat) is the source of this 4462-nucleotide messenger RNA. It is a transcript of the gene Ankrd24, whose product is annotated as ankyrin repeat domain 24. The record is from RefSeq and is a predicted model, not a curated record. NCBI's taxonomy places the organism in Eukaryota, Metazoa, Chordata, Mammalia, Rodentia, Spalacidae. Gene Ontology annotation, molecular function: actin binding. The transcript has 21 exons. Bases 159 to 3821 code for a protein of 1220 amino acids.
GAGGGCGGAGCCUGUAACGGAGUGGGCGACUGUGGUGAGGGGUGGAGCCUGGAGCGAGGGGCGGAGCUUGUGGUGAUGCGGGGUUGUGGAGCCCCGAGUGAGGCAGGGUGGACAGGCCCUGCAGUGAGGGUGGGCGGAGCCUGCAGUGUAAAGGGAUUAUGCUGACGCGAGAGGCCAGGAACCACUGGUCUCGCGCAGCGGGGGCGGGGCCGGCAGCCACCUUGAAGCAGCUGUGCCUGUGCCUGUGUGUCUUUCCCGCUCCGGCUCAGCCCCACCGACCUUGGCUCCUGCCCACCCUGUGGCCCAUGUCCCAUCCCGAAGCCAGCAGUCAGAGGCAGGCGCCAGGCAAGUGCCUAGGGGUGGGGAGAGCCCAGAGCACCCUGCCCCUGCCAGGAGGUGGGGUGGGGACAGUGGUCUACCUGGCCCCAUGCUUCUUUGGCUAUGCAUCUCAGGGCCAAGACUGGGGAAAAAGUGAUCAGCGGCUGCUGCAGGCCGUGGAAAACAACGACGUGGCCCGUGUGGCCUCACUGAUCACCCACAAAGGCCUAGUGCCCACCAAGCUGGACCCCGAGGGCAAAUCCGCGUUCCACUUAGCGGCCAUGAGGGGUGCAGCAGGCUGCCUGGAGGUGAUGAUCAGUCAAGGUGCUGAUGUCAUGAGCGUGGAUGGAGCAGGUUACAACGCCCUGCAUCUGGCCGCCAAGUAUGGGCACCCGCAAUGUCUGAAGCAGCUGUUACAGGCCUCCUGCAUGGUGGACGUGGAGGACAGCAGCGGGUGGACAGCCCUUCACCACGCAGCGGCUGGCGGCUGUCUGUCCUGCUCAGAGACACUCUGUGCUUUUAAGGCACACCUGAACCCCCGUGACCGGUCAGGUGCCACACCCCUCAUCCUAGCUGCUCAGAUGUGUCACACAGAUCUGUGCCGUCUCCUCCUGCAGCAGGGGGCUGGAGCCAAUGACCAGGACCUGCAGGGCAGAACAGCUUUGAUGCUGGCAUGUGAGGUGGCCAGCCCCGAGACGGUGGAACUGCUUCUGCAGAGUGGAGCCCAGCUGGGCAUCACCGAUGCACUGGGCCAGGAUGCCACCCACUAUGGAGUCCUGGCAGGGGACAAAUUCAUCUUGCAGCUUCUGCAGGAGGUGGCUCAGCGCCCUUCAUCAUGCAGCGGUCCCCCAGGGCCAAACAAUGGCCUUCACAGAGCUGGGAACAAAGUCCUUAGAACUGAGUGCCUAACUCAGUUUCCCCUCCCCACAGCCUCUGUGGAGGAAGACUUCGGGGAGGCCUCCUCUCAGAACUCAGCAUCCAGCCAUGAAAAACGAGGUGCCCUCAAGAAGCGGAAGGCCCCCCAGCCUCCCACCGACAUCCCUGUUCCGGAUGAUCAGGAUGCCUAUGAGGAGAUCCUACGCCUACGGCAAGAGAGAGGCAGGCUUCUGCAAAAGAUCCGGGGCCUGGAACAGCACAAGGAACAGAAGAGACUGGAGCCCCAGGAAGCAGAGGCCAGUUCGGUGCAUAGCCUGGAGAGGCAGGUGCAGGAGCUGCAGCAUCUGCUGGCAGAGAAGCAGGAGGAGCAGGAGAGCCUCGGCCGGGAGGUGGAGAGUCUACAGAGCUGCCUCUCUCUGCUGGAGAACGAGCGGGAAAACACCAGCUAUGAUGUGGCCACCCUGCAGGAGGAGGAGGGGGUUGACAUGCUGCUAGCCAAGCAACUGAGCCCAUCAGCCCAAGAGCUGGUGGCUUCUCUCCAGGAACAGGUGGCUCAGCUCACCAGGCACAAUCAGGAGCUGAUGGAGAAGAUUCAGAUCUUGGAGGAGUUUGAUAAGGAGGAGGAGCAGAUAGAGGCUUUGCCUGAGGUGGUUCCCCUGGUGCUGUAUGACUCUCUACGGGCUGAGUUUGACCAGCUCCGAAGGCAGCAUGCUGAGGCCCUGCAUGCACUGGAACUGCGGGAGGUGCCCAAGGUUCCCAGAGAAGAGGGAGACCGCGGGGAGACCGUGGACAAGGGAGCCAAAACCACCCAGAAUGGACCCAGCAACCCAGAGCUCAACACCAACGUGGCUCCAGGCACCAUGGUGAAUGGAGGCGAGCCCACAGACAAAACAACAGGGGUCACAACCACAGAGCCCGAAGCCAUGGGAGCAGAAGCCACUGAAACAAAAAACAGGGGUCCAGAGGCCACAGGGAAAGAUGAUAGGGCAGCUGAGGCCCAGGAAACAAAACCCACAGUGGCUGAGGUCCUUGAGAGGAAGGCCACAGGAGAUAAUGCUGAAGUGGAGAUGGCAGGAGCAGAGGCCACAGGAGUGGAGGCCACAGAAGCGAAGGAGGAUCUAAGAACAAAAGCCAGUGGAGUGGGCAUGGUGGACACAGGGCUUUCAGGGACACAGAUCAAAAGCACGAGGGUCACAGGACCAGAGGCCACAGAAGCAGAGGCCACAGGAGUAAAAGCAGACCCAAGAGCAAAAUCAAAUGAAGUGGGCAUGGUGGUGACCUGGCUUUCAGAGACACAGAUUAAAAACAUGACAGCCACGGGAGCAGAGGCCACGGACACUCCGUCCACUGUGAUGCUACACCCCGGAGCUGCCGAGGCCUUUGAAAAGCUGCAGUCUGAGUUGGAGACCAGGAUCCGCGGUUUGGAGGAGGCUCUCCGCCAGCGAGAGCGCGAGGCGGCUGCGGAGCUGGAGGCGGCCCGUGGAAAGUGGGAGGCUGCGGAGGCCGAGGCAGGACGGCUGCGGGCGCAGGUGCGAGAGACCGAGGACAGUGCGCUCAGCGGCGGGGACCUGGCUCAGCUGCGGGCCGCCCUGGAACAGGCCCGGGAAGAUCUCCGAGACCGCGAUUCCCGCCUGCGGGAACUGGAGGCCAUCGUGGCCCGGCUGGACGAGGCCCGUGCCGGCCGGCUGCUGGCCGAGGAAGAGGCCCGUGGCCUCCGCGCCGAGCUGGCCAGCGGGGAGGAGGCCCGGCUGGAGCAGAGCCGGGAGCUGGAGGCGCUCCGGGAGCAGCUGGCCACGGCCACGGCCACGAGCGAGCAGCAGCGGGCAGCGGCCGGCGAGCUGAGCCAAGCGCUGGCCGCCACCGAAGCUCGGGCUGCGGAGCUGGCCACGGCCUGCGCGGAGGCCCGGCGUGGCCUGGCCGAACUGCGCGAGGCGUCCGAGGCCCUGCGCCAGGCUUCGGUGCCCGCGUCUGAGCACCACCGGCUGCGGGAGGAGGCCCUGGAGCUGCGGGGUCGCGCGGCCAGCCUGGAGCAGGAGGUGGUGGCCACCGGCAAGGAGGCUGCGCGGCUGCGGGCCGAGCUGGAGCGCGAGCGCGUGGGCAGCGUGGCUCGCUCAGAGCAUGAGAAGGUCGUGGGGGCGCUGCAGGCAGAAGUGGCCCGGCUGGAGGGACAGCUGGAGGACCUGGGGCGGAGACACGAGAAAACCAGUGCGGAGGUCUUCCAGGUACAGCGAGAAGCCUUGUUCAUGAAGAGUGAGAGACAUGCAGCUGAGGCCCAGCUGGCCACGGCAGAGAAGCAGCUCCGGGGGCUGCGGACAGAAGCGGAGAAGGCACGUCAAGCCCAGAGCCGUGCCCAGGAGGCCCUGGACAAAGCAAAAGAGAAGGACAAAAAGAUCACAGAACUGUCCAAAGAAGUCUUCACUCUCAAGGAGGCCCUGAAGGAGCAGCCAGCCAUAGCCAGCCCCGAGGUGGACAUGCUGCGGGCCCAGGUGACGGCCUUACAGCAGGGCAUGGAGCCUCCCAAAUGCCGGAAGACUGGCAUGCACCCCCAACCUGGGAUGUGCCGCGGUUUUCUGAUCCCCAUUCCCUGUGCCCGCAGGAGGCGGCCCGGAAACACAGGGCUGUGGUAGCUCUGUACCGCAGCCACCUGCUGAACGCCAUUCAGGGUCAGAUUGAUGCAGAUGUGCAGCGAAUUCUCAGUCAGAUCCUACAGAUGCAUCGAUUGCAGGCGCAGGGCCGCUGAACGCUGCUCGGCCUCCAUCCUCCCCAUCACACGACUGUAACUUCAGGGAUGAACCAUCUUCCCCGGACCUUAGGAAGAUCAGUGAGACACACCACGCACAGGAAGACAAGCCUGAGUCGUUUCCCGCCGCAGCUCCCCAAGCUUUGCCAUACUCUGUCUGCUCCCACAGCUCCCCACAUUCUGCUCAGCCUGAUGCUCCUCACUGCACGCUGGAGAUGCUGUGGCUCCGUAUAUCAUGCACACAUCCCAGCCCAGCACCCACCCAGGAAUAAAAGCAUAGUGAACCCAGGCCGCAAUGCUGGCUAGGGACAGAGUCAGAGCCCCUGGGCCCAAAACCCAAUAUGGCAAUAAACACAAGUGUAAUGCAAUAUUUAAAGAAACCAAAGUCUGGAGGCAUGAUUCAUAGGUAAACCCCUACCUAGAAUCCCCCAGAGAGGGGCUGGAGUUGUGGCUCAGGAUUAGAGUGACAGCCUAGAAUCCCCAGGGAGGGGCUGGGGGCGUGACUCAGGGUAGAGUGACAGCCUAGAA